Nannizzia gypsea CBS 118893 is the source of this 1107-nucleotide messenger RNA. RefSeq lists its product as hypothetical. The transcript has 2 exons. The record is from RefSeq and is a predicted model, not a curated record. Lineage: Eukaryota; Fungi; Ascomycota; Eurotiomycetes; Onygenales; Arthrodermataceae. The coding region runs from base 1 to 1107 and encodes 368 amino acids.
AUGUGUCCGGAGGAAAGGAUGAAGUCACAGAACAGAGUAGAUACCCGUGGUGCUGUCAAAUAUACACCUUCAGCCGCGCAGCCACCUCCUUUCUCAGUUCUGCUUCUCAGGGCCGACGGUGCCUCGCCCCAGCCCGACGAGCAGCUUCUCUCAGCCCUUCCUGCCACCUACCGUACAGCCCGCGACGACCUGUCCGCCCCGAGUCGCGAUGUCAUGGCCUGCGUCGAAAGCGAGCUCGCCCUGGACCGACUGACCAGGAUAUUCCACUGGCUCUGGGUUGCGGGACGGCCGAUGCCGCCCCGCCCGCUCCACCACCAGCUCCUCCUUGGCCGCGAGAUCUAUAUCACAGAGCGGAUGGACAUGCAUCUCGUCUGGACGGGCGGCCGGGUGCUUCUCAAGCCUGUACCGCGUUUCCUGCUCGAGCCUCGCUUCUGGACUGAAUACCUGGCCUGCCGACAGGGCUGUGAGUGUCUGUAUGAGGCCAGCGGGGUGCGCGAGUGCAGCCGACGCCGGCUGUGGAAGUCUGCCCUUGGCUUCCUGUUCUCGUACGCCGCUCUGAUUACGCAUGAAAGCGACUUCCAUAUCGCAAAGGGGAGCCACCUGCUCCCGGCAGAGGAGGCCUUGACGUGGCGAGGAUGGAGGGUAUUGGUCGAACAGCUCGAGACGGAGCACAUCUACCGGCGCAUCAACGCGCGGUUCAUCUAUGGCGAACUUCGCCUGGGCCGUCUGAACAAGAUAUACUAUCUCUCCCAGCGGCCGUUCAUGCGAGGCUACAUGUCACACUGGCACCAGUACCGGGCCUUCUUCCAGGACAACUUCACCUGGCUGGCUUCUGCGACAGCGUACGUUGCCAUCACCCUCACGGCCAUGCAGGUUGGGCUCGCAACCAAGUCGCUGGCUGGGAGCGACACCUUCCAGUCAGCCUCGUACGGGUUCACCAUCUUUUCGAUUCUAGCUCCCUUAGCAGCCACAUGCCUGAUCAUGUUUGCCUUUUGCUUGGUUUUCGUGGACAAUUUCGUGGUGGCGGUAGCCUACAAGAAGCAGCGGUUUGAUUACAUCGGGGUCAACAGCGACACUGGCGAUCCGGUGCGUAGCAGUUGCGAAUAA